Messenger RNA from Salvelinus fontinalis (brook trout), 5546 nucleotides. Its product is annotated as Na(+)/H(+) exchange regulatory cofactor NHE-RF2-like. Bases 920 to 2128 code for a protein of 402 amino acids. Gene Ontology annotation, cellular component: apical plasma membrane. Gene Ontology annotation, biological process: protein localization to plasma membrane. The transcript has 7 exons. The record is from RefSeq and is a predicted model, not a curated record. Gene Ontology annotation, molecular function: signaling receptor binding; protein-membrane adaptor activity. Lineage: Eukaryota; Metazoa; Chordata; Actinopteri; Salmoniformes; Salmonidae.
ACCUGAAUGUAAUGACAAUAAAUCAUUGUGUUGUCAACAUGAUACAAUUGAGUCCUUUCCUACACAACAAAACAACCUCCCAACUAUUUUUGGUGAAGUCGCCAUUUUGGAUACUUGAGACACCCAGCGAGCACACUGAUUGGUCGAUUACAUGCGGAGUCCUCGUACCUGGAUCACCAUCCCGUGCUAAACGGCAGCAUUUCCACAGCAUUCGCUUGAUUAGGCUACUCAGUGAGAAAGGCCCCCAUCUUAGACCACUCUUCAAGAGCUGCGCUCUGGUAAUGACAGCCCCAGUCAAAACUCGUUGAUUUCUAGCGAGGGAGGUGCUAUUACGCACCAAACGAGUGCCCUAUCCAAUUAUCUGGAAACGCGGCUUGUGUUGUAAUUGAAUCCUUAUUCCCCAACCGGUUGUUAUGGAUGGAGGUCGAGAGAGGGGUUAGUUAGUGCCUGUUGCUCUUUCCUGGUGCAGCAUGUUGCACGGGGGGUCUCUCGCUUCAUCAGUCCUCAGGAUGGGCAGUUGGAGGGAUUGAGGACGCUGCGCCGCCAACAACAAUAAUUCACUCGUUUUUGGAGAGACGAUACGGCUAGCAGAUAUCUUGGCUCCACCAAGCAAUACGUUCGCCUGGGUCGAUAAUUUAGGCUAUUUUUAGGAGGAGUUUGCCUUUAUUACACGUGAAGUUCAAUGCUGGAAUGUAAUUUUUAAUACGGAGUGUUUUCUUGUGUUUGGAGCGAUUUUGUGUGUGAAGAACCUGCAGAGCAACUUUUGGAACAAAUUACGCAUAUGAAGAGGAUGGGGUUUUACAUGUAGAGUGAAAGUUUCGCUCUGCGCUCUGUUGGGUCAUUAUUGUAUUACUUUUUUUCUGCUUUGCUAACCAUAUUCAAGAACGAAACAGGUUUAAAGUCCUGGACUGCAGGAGAAAUGGCCAGUGAACUGAAACCACGGCUUUGUAUCAUGACAAAGAGUGAGAACGGGUAUGGGUUUCACUUGCACGGUGAGAAGGGGAAGAACGGCCAGUACAUUCGCAAAGUUGAGCCCGCGUCGUCAGCCGAAGCUUCGGGUCUGCGCCCGGGGGACCGUGUCAUUGAGGUGAACAGGGGAAAUGUGGAGAAAGAUACGCACCAUCAAGUGGUGCAGAGGAUCAAGGCGGUGGAGCAUGAGACCAGGCUGCUGGUGGUAGACCGGGAGACAGACGAGUACCUCCGCAGCCUGCGCCUCGUCUGCACCGAGGAGAUGGCUGUCCGUCUGGGGGGACCCACCUCUGUGUCCCCUGACUCAUCCCCAGCCUCACCGCCCCCCUCCUCGCCCUCGGCCUCCUCACCCGCGGCCAAGAGAGAGAACGGCUCCGUGUCCAAGCUGCCCGCCACCCUGACCAGAGAGGUACCCAAGCCCACGCGAAGGUCUCCGUCGCGGGCCGCCAAGAAGGUGUUAUUGGGUCUUCCUCUCUUGCUUUCACCCUGUGGGUUCCAGGAGGCUCUGGCCCAUGUUAAUGCCCAUGCCGAUGUGGCGCGGCCACCAGUGGACCCAUCGGAGCUGUUUCCCAGGCUGUGCCACCUGGUGCGGGCCGAGACUGGCUACGGCUUCAACCUGCACAGUGAGAAGUCCCGGCCGGGCCAGUACAUCCGCUCCCUGGACCCUGGGUCUCCAGCUGACCACGCCGGGCUCAGACCACAGGACAGACUCAUAGAGGUGAAUGGGGUGAACGUGGAGGGCAUGCGUCAUGCGGAGGUCGUGGCCUUCAUAAAGAGAGGAGGAGAUGAAACCAGGCUGCUGGUGGUGGACCCUGACACAGACCAUCACUUUAAGAAGAUGGGCGUCACCCCGUUGGCCAGCCACGUCAAAGACUAUGACGGUCCGUCCAUAUCCAACGGCUCCCCCAGUCCUCAGAUCAACGGAAGCUUCACCAGCCGCUCCAUCCAGUCACACCACUCUGACCUGAGCAGUCCAGACAACAGCCUGCAGCUGGGAGAGGACGAGGCGAGCCGUCUGAUGGACCCCUUUGCUGAGAUGGGCCUGCUCCUGAGUCCCACAGCGGCUGAGGCCAAAGAGAAGGCCCACGCUAAGAGAGCCAAGAAGAGAGCCCCUCAGAUGGACUGGGACAAAAAACACCAGCUCUUCAGCAACUUCUGAACUUUUCUGCCACCCAAUGAGAGAAGCAGAAAGACUGUCGAAUUUGACAUUUCUGAAACUUACCUUCAACAUCCCUACCCGUUACCCCACCACCACUACCACCCAAUCCAACAGAAGAGAAUACGCAGAUAGAAUGUUGUUCUUUGAACGUUGGCAAUCCAACACCCACUCCCCCCUGCUUCCAAAAUGGACGGGAUGGAAUGAUGGGCAUCUCAUCCUUUACCCCUCCUUCAAUCCUCCCUUCUUCCACCCUUCUCUAUACCCUCAUCCCACCUCAGAGAGAGCUUGUCUGCUGGACUGAACUUGUCUGCUGGACUGGACUGGAAUAAGAGGCUCAAGAUUAGCAGCUUCUUCUGAAUCCUCCCGUCAUCAUCGCUCUUUCCCUAAACCAUCCGAUGUCCCUCCUCUUCUACCACUAACUCCCACUUCCUCUGAGGACUGCUCUGGAGAGAGGAGGCACUUAUUUUUGUAUUUAGAAAGUAGAAAAGCACCAUAAUAGGUGUUAGCCAGCCCAGCUAUAAGGAGUAUGGGGAAUAUGGACUAUGUGAGAUGUUUGUGAACACUGUGACCUGAUCUUAAACAUUGGGGUUUGUUUUGAUCCUGUAAGAGAAGGAACGUACGCCCAAAGAUGGAUAAAACUUUUCCUCCCAUGAUCCUCCUGUGAUUUUAUUGUGUGAUCGAUGCACCUCAGACUUCAAGGAUUCACUCACCAGGAAAAGCACAAACUGGAGGCUAAAUAGCAUCGCUUCUGUAUCAUCUCUGUUUGUAUCAAAACAUCUGUUUUCUCAUAAUGUCAUAACAUUUCCACUUUGCUCCCUAUGUUGGAUAUGAACUGGUAUUCAUAGAUGGUGUUAACAAUGCAUAGACAAUCAAAAGCCUUACUCAAUCCAUCCCUCUCAAUAUGAUAGCAUUUAAGAUACAUUGACUAAAUGCAUGCAUACAUGCACACACACAAGCCCCCUAUGAUUCUCUAGCCUAUAGGCCUGCUUCACUCAUUCUAAGGCAGUUUUAGUUCAAUAGAGUGAAUAGAGUGAAGAGUGAAUAGAUCAAGCAUUGAGGUUUUUUACACUGCCUGUCUAGUACACCAGGGGGUGCUAAUAAGACACACAGCAACAUGAAGCCACUAUAGUGCACUGCUCCGAGAUGUAUGAGGAUCGGGACAUGAAAGUACCAUAGAAGGAGAAGAUAGUCUGGGGAUGAUAUGACCACUUUAAAGAUGUAUGACAUCUAUGUAACACCUUGUAACAUUUACGUUAAGCCUGCAGGUAUCAUGUGUUAUUACUAGUUAUGAGUAUCUAUCAUGCUUUAUUACCUGCUAUGAGCAAAUAUAAUGCUAUAUUACUUGCUAAGAGCAUCUAUAAUGUUUUAUUACUUGCUACAGUAUGAGCAUCCAUAAUGCUGUAUUACUUGUUAUGAGCAAAUAUAAUGCUUUAUUACUUGUUAUGAGCAAAUAUAAUGCUUUAUUACUUGUUAUGAGCAAAUAUAAUGCUUUAAUACUUGCUAUGAGCAUCUAUAAUGUUUUAUUACUUGCUACAGUAUGAGCAUCCAUAAUGCUUUAUUACUUGCUAUGAGCGUGUAUAAUGCUUUAUUACUUGUUAUGAGCAAAUAUAAUGCUAUAUUACUUGUUAUGAGCAAAUAUAAUGCUUUAUUACUUGUUAUGAGCAAAUAUAAUGCUUUAAUACUUGUUAUGAGCAAAUAUAAUGCUUUAUUACUUGUUAUGAGCAAAUAUAAUGCUUUAAUACUUGUUAUGAGCAAAUAUAAUGCUUUAUUACUUGUUAUGAGCAAAUAUAAUGCUGUAUUACUUGUUAUGAGCAUCUCCAUCACUGAGCCAAACACCUUUAUAUGUAAAAGUAUAGAUACAAAUAAUGUAUGAAAUACCAAGAUGGAUAUUGUACGGGAUUGAAAGUGAGCCCAGAGUAUCAAAGAAAGCUUACAUCAUUCAGUGUUGAUGUGAUGUUGUGGUAAUGUUAUGCUCAUGUUGUGGUACAGUGAUGACAGACUGACAUAGUAUCAGCUACUCCAGACUGGGCUGUCUUUCUGUUGCACUUCAGAAGGGAAGGACACAGUUAUUUUUGUACAACAUGCCUGAAUGCUGUGGAUGGUGGACCGGCUGUGGUAUCAGGGGCUUUGGUAUGUGAGUAUAGCCUGGUCGCAAAUCUGUUUGUGCGGUAUUGCCAACUCCUAUGGUCAUUAUCAAGAGGCGUCACACAACAAUUGCCAUAGGAGUUGGUAAGACAGCACAAACCGAUCUCGGACCAGGAUACUCUGAGCUAUGGGGCUAGGGGCUCUGAUCAGUGGGCCUGCCCAGUGGGUGUGUGGGAGAGGCCUAUCCUGGAGGUCAGACUCAGAGAUGCUCUAAUGAAUGAGACCAGGGGAGCCACAGGACUUACAGGAGAUUAGUCCUAGCAUAGGAUAGCAUGGAGACAGCUGUCCUGCGCACAGACACAGACGGACCCCAGACCAAACCACUGUCACACCUCAUAAGGGGGUGAAGGUCAAGUUUAUCUUACUGUGUGUGUGUCAUCCACUGUUACGGAUAGUAAUCUCAGGUCCCCCCGGUCGUUCAUAUUGUGGUAGGAUCUACACAAAGAGAACACUCCCCAGACCAAACCACUGCUACAUCUCAUACGGGGGUGACGGGAGAUAGAAGGGAAAGUUUGUCUCUGUGUCAUCCAUUGUUACUAUUCACCCAGGGUCCAUAUAGUGCCGAUCUAGGAUCAGUUUUGCCUUUUAGAUCAUAAUUAAUAAGAUUAUAUGGACAGGAGGGACCUGAUACUAGUUCAGCACUCCUACUCUGAGACGCUUUCUGAAUACGGGCCCAGGUCCCCCCUGGAGGUUCAUAUUGUGGUAGGAUCUGAAAUGCGGGUCCCUGGUUGGGCUAGGUCUGAGGUACAGGCCAGGGUCAGCUGUGCUAUGCGGCGCCGACACCACACUUAGGACGGAGAGAAAUGUCUGAUCUGUUUUCAUAUAUUGCACAAUUAAUUUUUUGUUAAUAAGCAUAUUGUCUUUACUAUUACUCAUAAUAGUACAGAAAACAGUUUUUAUUUCUCUGGUUUCCAUUUGUGAUCUAGCACCAAUGUGUUUGCAUAAGGGUUUUGACUAUUGGUCCAUAUGAUGAGCUGACCGUUAAACCCUGAGCAGAAUGGUGUAUGACCCAUGUAGAUUCACAUUUUAGUCAUUUGGCAGACGCUCGUAUCCAAAGCGACUUAAAGGAGCAAUUAGGGGUUAAGUGCCUUGCUCAAAAGUUUGUUGACAGAUUUUUCACCUAGUCGGUUUGGAGAUUCAAACCAGCGACCUAUCGGUUACUGGCCCAAUGCUCUUAACCACUAGGCUACCUGCCUCCCUACGGUGUAUAUAUAUGGCAGGUUGUAUUUUUUCAAUAAAGUGUGACAAUCUCCUUCUGGACUAUAUUACAUCA